Molecule: messenger RNA, 6360 nt
Organism: Antechinus flavipes (yellow-footed antechinus)
Lineage: Eukaryota; Metazoa; Chordata; Mammalia; Dasyuromorphia; Dasyuridae
Gene: PCYT1B
Product: phosphate cytidylyltransferase 1B, choline
Exons: 8
Coding region: 1040-2050 (336 amino acids)
Biological process (GO): CDP-choline pathway
Molecular function (GO): choline-phosphate cytidylyltransferase activity; phosphatidylcholine binding
Source: RefSeq, a predicted model, not a curated record
CGUCUCUGUCUCUAUCUCUCUGUCACUCUCCAUCUCUCUGUCUCUCUCUGUUUCUGUCUCUGUCUCUCUCUGUCUCUGUCUCUUUCUCAGAAGAAGAGUAAACCCCUCUGAAUGGCAUUCAAUCUCUCCCCAUCCCGGUGCCCCCAUUACCUUUUGAUCUUUAUCUCAUAAAGCACCCAUCCAUAUACUCUGUACUGCUCAUCAAACUACUUUUUCACCCUGCCUUUGGCCAUCUUCUCCACAGAUUUUUCCCUAGCUCCCCUCCUCAGUGAGAACUUCUAUCUUGGACCUCACAAAGCAUUUUUUGGUACUUCUCCAAUGUGUUUUUCAUGUGAAGCUGUAUUUGUCUGCAUGUCUCCCCCAGCACUUAGCAAAGUGCUGUGGGCAUGGGAAGUGAUUCCUAAAAGAGUGCUUGAAUAGUGAGUUUAGGUUCGGGGCUCUCCCAGGGCAGCAAUUUCUGGACAAAUGACCCUGCACCGGGGCCCCCAAGGUCACAGUGGCGGUUCUCCUCUCAUGAGGGGACGUCCCAGUAUUUCUUCCCAAGUUGCCCUGGGCGCCUCAGCCAACGGCCCCUUCUUAUCUGGGUAGUGCAGCUCUCCUUCUCUCAGCCAGACUGUGACAGUCCCUUGCCUCCAAAUUAAAAAGAGAUACAAACGCCCCAAGUUCUGCUGCUGGGUGCACCAGCCGCCCUGCCAGUAGAGCCCCUACCUCCAAUGGAGUGGUACUAGGAUGACAGUAGCCAACCAGAGAGCCUCAUGCAAAUGAGACUACUGUAUCCCAUCCCAGCUGCUUCAGUGCCGGCUCGUUGUUAUAGUGAUAAAGUGAGGCCUUGCCGCCCUGCGUCUCCUGGAAAGAAGGGGAAGGGAAAAAAAAGCCAAACCACAAAACAACCAAACCCUUCAGUCCCUCCAGGGAAGGAGGCAAGAAGAGGGGGGGUGGGGGAAGUAUGUGACAAAGAAAACAUUUUCCGCCUGGAAGGAGAACAACAGAAGGGGAGAGCGCCGGGAGCAUUCGCUGGCCAUGCCAGUGCUCACCACUGAUGCUGAGUCAGAAACAGACUCUGACCGCACCUGCCCCAUUUGCAGAUGAAACCAGCUGCCAGUGCCAAGCCCCCCAUGAAAAAUUGACCAUUGCUCAGGCCCGCUUGGGAACACCAGUUGACAGACCUGUUAGAGUGUAUGCAGAUGGAAUAUUCGACCUCUUCCACUCUGGCCAUGCUAGAGCACUUAUGCAAGCUAAAACACUAUUUCCCAACAGCUACUUGCUGGUAGGAGUUUGCAGUGAUGACCUCACUCACAAAUUCAAAGGCUUCACAGUAAUGAAUGAAACAGAGAGAUAUGAGGCUCUCAGGCACUGUCGUUAUGUAGAUGAAGUCAUCAGAGAUGCUCCAUGGACACUCACACCAGAGUUCUUAGAAAAACACAAGAUUGAUUUUGUGGCCCAUGAUGACAUUCCGUAUUCCUCUGCUGGUUCUGAUGAUGUUUACAAGCACAUAAAGGAAGCAGGAAUGUUUGUCCCAACGCAGAGAACAGAAGGCAUCUCAACAUCAGACAUCAUCACUAGAAUUGUCCGUGAUUAUGAUGUUUAUGCCCGACGUAACCUCCAAAGGGGGUACACAGCCAAAGAGCUGAAUGUUAGUUUUAUAAAUGAGAAGAAGUACCGUUUCCAGAACCAAGUGGAUAAAAUGAAGGAGAAAGUCAAGAAUGUAGAAGAAAAAUCAAAGGAAUUUGUUUAUAAGGUAGAAGAAAAGAGCCAUGAUUUAAUUCAGAAGUGGGAAGAGAAGUCUCGAGAGUUUAUCGGGAACUUUCUAGAACUCUUUGGACCUGAUGGAGCUUGGAAACAGAUGUUCCAAGAACGCAGUGGACGGAUGCUCCAGGCACUAUCCCCGAGGCAGAGCCCGACCAGCAGCCCAACGAGGGGUCGGUCUCCUUCCCGUUCCCCCUCUCCCACUUUCCCAUGGCUCCCAAACAAAACCUCUCCGCCUUCUUCUCCCAAAGCAGCCUCAGCCUCCAUCAGCAGCAUGAGUGAGGGGGAUGAGGAUGAGAAGUAAUGCAAUGAUUAUUGGCGAACUGGCGAUCCAAGAACCGCAGGGAGGGAUGAGUGGACCUUGCACACAGAGGGAUAGGGAGGGUGGGGGGUCAAGAGUGACUGAAGGCAAGUGUCUGAAGCAAGCACCUUUGAGAUGGAAGGGUCAAGGUGAGACCUGGAACUCUUAACGGGAGGAGUCUCAGCAAUGGCUCUGGGCCCUCUUGUUUCUACACCAUCCUCAGGCACAUGCUCAGCAUGAAGUUUGCCAGUUGCAACUCAGGACUGACGGAACUGAACCAACGGUCACCAUCUGUAUUUUAUCACUAUUGUGGGAGACAGAGAGAACCAGGAAGAAUUUGCACUGAAUAGAGCUAUUUUCUGCUUCUGGGUUUUUUUGUUUGUUUUUUUGUUUUUUUGUGCUGACCCAAACUUAAUGAACAGCCUUCUAAGAAGAGCAGUGUUUCCCUUCACCCACCACUCUAGGCUAUGCUUGGAUUUCCUUGGGUGCCCUAAUAGACCCAAGAUUCACUAGAAUGAGGUGUUCCACCAUGAUGGCAAGAUCCUUCAGAGGGAUUCAAGGAAUAGGAAAAAGAAAAAAGUUCAAGUGAACUAGCUCAAAUAUUCACUAUCUUCAAGGAGACCCGACCUUGUAGAAGUGUCAACUCUCCAUUUUCCUGAAUAUGGCCCAUUUGAGAAGCCCCACUCUCCAAGCCAAACAACAAGGGUCAUCUAGCAUGAAGCUUUUUUCUUUCCCACCCCACCCUCCACAUCAGUUUUAUUAAGGGAUGUUCCCAAUAGGACCUAAAACCUCCUGUUGUAGUUUUUUUUUUUUUUCUUUCCACAAGCUUGGGAUGGAAUACUCUACCAGAAGCUACUUUCAGCUUGGUUCUUCUGGUUUGGAAAAUACAAAGGGGAACUUAAAAUAUUAAGCAAAAAAAGUGACUUUGAUCUGAUCAAAUCUGAUUUUCUUAGAUUCUGAAAAACUCCUGGAGUAAUUCCUUAAGGAAAGUCAUUAGUUCAUCUAUAAUGCCUUGUUCAAAGAGAGGCUGCCUUCCUCCCUAUCUAACUGAUCAGGUAUCCUGAUAGACCUCAAGAGAAAUUGUGCUCUCCUUGGGCACAGUGCACAAAUCAGGGUCUGGGGGCUUUAUAUGACCUGUUCUAUGUAUGCACCAUAUACAUCCUCUGGGUGUAUCCCAUAUGCAAUAUGAAUAUUGAGUUAUGUGUAUUUUAUAAGCUGUUCCUCUCCCGCUUUCUACCCUGCCCGUUAGACCUAGCUUGACUCCUUGGGACGAAAUCCUUCUUGGACUUCUUGAGUCCAGUUCUUCACUGGCAGAACUGGAAGGUCCUUUGCUAUUUUGAGGCAGAGAAAAUGGCUCUGUUCUUCAAAGAAAUGUCCUUAACAUUUUUGAGUGGAAGGAGCAAAGGACAGUUUUUCCGUGGCAAUGCUUUGGGACUUCAGUUGUGAUCUUAAUAUAGAUAAUUCAGGGGCUGGUGCACUGGAAGGGUUGAGAUGGGGAGUCAUUCUUUAUUCUCCUGUUCUAUCCUCUCCUUGGCAGUGGUCAUUUGUGGGGUACGUCUUCUGAAACAAUUCUCUGUGUCCUUUCUCCCACAUAGUGCUGUUAAGGAAGCUACUGCUUCCUAACGACUGAUGCCUGGGAAAACGUUUGGUAGAAAUGGGCUGAGCUUGCUAACUGCCUCUAUAAAAAGGGCUCAUUUAUAGAGGCUAAACUGGCACGUAGGGCAAUGUUCUGCACCAGCAAUUUUGUCCGGGCCCCUUAUGAUGGACCUGCAUUCAUGAGGGUCAAUCCUUCAAGACGCUGAAAAGGUGACAGGAUGCCCUCCCGGCUGCAACGGGGUUAAACUACCUCUCUGCCCUCCUGGAGAGAAGUGAGAUGGAAAACAAAAUUAUAACCCCCCCCCAAGUGGAAUCCUUAAAUCACAGAAGCCUGCUUAGUUGGCCUAGCACUGUGCCAGGUUGGCGGGCAUCGUACACUCACCCUGGCGAAGGAAUGGGCUUGGUGAAAAAUCCUCAUUUGUGGAUUUGGACAAAGAGAAAAUUAAAGGAGCCAAGGACUCCCCGUGCUCCCUUUCCCUCAUGUUCCACGGGGACUUUCACAACUAAGGCAAGGGGGCCAGUCCUAUCUGCUCUUUCAGCUUGUAUAAAGGCUCAGUCAGAGAAAAGGGGUAGAUAACAGCAAGAAAAGAAAAGGGAAAUGGGGAAAUGGAAAGAGAAGAAAAAAACUGUCUGGGGGAAGGAGCAUACACUUAGGGCCCCAAGGGCUAUGGGGUAGUUCCCUUUUUCAGAUAAGCUGCCUUACAAUGUGUUCUUUUUCCUAUUUUAGUACUAAAAUUUUGGUUUUAGACAUGAAAAAGUUUUAAUAUCUAACAACAUCCUGGGAGGGGUUCAAGAGAGAUUAUUUCUUGGUUCUGUUUUGAAGCAAAUGUGUUAUAACCACACCAUUGUGGCUAAAUGACCAUUGACAGAUGUGAUACAAGCUAUUUUUGCCACUUGUGGCAGCUACAUGGAAGGGGAUAACUGAAAGUAAGGGAGAGAAAUCAUUGUAUUUGGAGUCAGGCACGUGAAUCUCAGCCUCAUAACCUUCCUGAAUGACCUUGAACAAAUUAUUUAUUCCAUCAGGGUCUCAGUUUGCCUAUUAAGUAAAUGAUUUUUUAUCGUCCUUUCUGAUCCUAAAACUAUAAAGACCCUUUGAUUACCCACAUAUUGCCUUCUUCAUUCCAACACCCCUGGGGAUGGAAGGGUGCAGGCUCAGGAAGGAGGACUCCCCCCAUCUAAUCCUUUGGCUUAGCCAUCCCCCAGCUAACACAAGCCCUCAGGGCUGGUUUGCCCAGGACCACGGUUUUCUGAGUCAGGGUUUGCUUGGAGUGCCUGAUCUUAUCCUACCUUAGACAGAGUAAGGAAGAGCAAAGAAUGGGUGGCGUGAGUGAAAAAGAGGAAAUAAAAUAGAAAACAGCCUGGAAGAAGGAAGGGAGAAGUAGAAGGCCAGAAAAACCAGGGAAGAUGGAAGAAAUAAAGUGUUUCUUGGCCAUGCAGACUGAGGGGGGCAGAGGAAGGAUGAGCAUUAUAGAGUAAGGGUGCUUUGGGGUGCAGGAUAGGCUCAGAGCAAUGGGUAACAGGAGAUGGGGAUGGGGAAGGGAAGUAGAUAAAAAGCUAAAAGGUUCAAUAUAUCAUGGGCUAUUAAAUGUGGAGGACUUAAGUGCUUAUGGAAAAAAUAAAGCAGGCAAGAAUAUAGUGGAUUUUUUAAUGUUGAGUGUGUGUGUGUGUGUGUGUGUGUGUGCGCGUGUGCGUGUGCGUGUGUGCCAGUCAAUUAAUUUCUAGAUUUUCCUAAUCUAAGAAAUGUUAGCUUAGUUGCUAUUUAGAGGAAGACAGAGUUACAUUGGGGAGAAUCAUUACAGCACACAUCCUUUGCAGUCUCACAAAGCAAGCACUCUUCCACCAGCUAAUGGCCAUCAUCCUCUUCGCUUUUCAUGGUUCCUUCCUUGUCAGCUGAGGAACUGAUGGGGGGUAGCCUUGACUGCCUUCAGCUUUCACUCAACACAGAAAUAUCAGGACUCAUGAGUCAGAGGCAAACUAAUUUCUUGAAUGAAAAGAAUAGGCAUGUUGUGCUUGUUUGCUUGAUGGCUACUCUCUGUAAAACACAGACAGUAGUUAUUAUUCAAUCUUUGUCUAUGCCUUAGGUGAAUAGUUACUGUAACUCCAUCCUUUGGGGGAGGGAUGGGUCAAACACCUGGACAACUUCCUCUACAUUUCUAUUUUCAGAUGAAUUUCAUGAGUCCAGAUAUAAUCAGUUAGGAUGGCUGUGUUUCCUUAGCAUCAGUUCAAUAUUGGUUUUAGUUUGAGAAACAAUGACAUUGGGUCCUUUAAAGAAAAAACAAACUUGGGUCAUUUGAUACUCAUGCCAUUCUAUAGACUUGAGGUUUUCAAGUCACUGUGAUCUACGUAGGGACAAAGCCAUAGGGAGUACGUACACAUAUACAUGCAUAACCUCCCCCCCCGCCCCGUGCACACACAGCUAUAUAAAUAUACACUCAUUUAAAUAAAAAACAUGCCAUACUUGAGAUCUGGUCUGGAUUGACAGCCUCCUAAAGCCCGAGCAUCUGUCCUGGUGCUGUAUACUUGACACCAAUGGAAUUGAAUUCUUCUGUACUCCUGCUCCCUAAUGGAAUACAAAAUCUCCAGAUAAUUUAUAAACAAAUGAAUGCAGAAUUGCACAUUUGGAGCUGUCAUUUUUCUUAAAAGUGUGCUUCUGUGUGUUCAGGCUUAGAGGCCCCAGCUCAAAAAUGAUUAAAAUAAAUGAAUUACAAUUGCUGGUA